Messenger RNA from Sitodiplosis mosellana (orange wheat blossom midge), 867 nucleotides. RefSeq names its product 60S ribosomal protein L27 (gene RpL27). Gene Ontology annotation, biological process: translation. The transcript is spliced from 3 exons. Bases 162 to 569 code for a protein of 135 amino acids. Gene Ontology annotation, cellular component: cytosolic large ribosomal subunit; ribosome. Lineage: Eukaryota; Metazoa; Arthropoda; Insecta; Diptera; Cecidomyiidae. The record is from RefSeq and is a predicted model, not a curated record. Gene Ontology annotation, molecular function: structural constituent of ribosome.
GUGUAUAUGUAUGCGUAGACAUUUCGCUAUGUGACUGACACAAACCGAGAACAAACAGCGCCGCCAAACAUCCAUCACGCAUACUACUGCGUAGAAACAUCAAACUGAAUUGUUGCUUGUGGUAUCUCUCUUUUCCGGUCAGACAGUACGACCAUAGCAAGAUGCGUAAGAUUAUGAAAUCUGGUAAAGUCGUAAUCGUCCUUUGUGGACGUUACGCCGGCCGCAAGGCUGUUGUUGUGAAAACCUUCGAUGACGGAACAUCCGAUAAACAAUUCGGACACGCUCUCGUGGCUGGUAUCGACCGGUACCCACGUAAAGUGACAAAGAAGAUGGGCAAGGCUAAGCUGAAGAAGAAGUCCAAGAUAAAGCCAUUCUUGAAGUUGUUGAACUACAACCACGUCAUGCCAACCAGAUACAGUGUAUCGGACAUUGCUUUCGAAAAAGUGAGCGUGAAGGAUCUUAAAGAUCCAGUUAAGCGUAAGACACACCGCUUCCAAACACGUGUCAAAUUUGAGGAAAAAUACAAGGCUGGCAAAAACAAAUGGUUCUUCACCAAGUUGCGGUUCUAAUCGGCCUGAUUGGAAUACAUUUUUACUAGUGUAAAAAAAUUAAAACCAAUAAAACCCACAACAACAACACAAUAAACGAUAAACCGUAAAAAAAAACAAAAAAAAAAUCCAACGCAUUCGAUUCCAAUUUCUGUGAAUAGACUUUGUAGUUUUUUACAAAUAGUCUGGGUAACGAAAACAACAUCUUUACUUUUUUUCUUCUUUGACUUGCGAGUUGAAACAAUUGUAGCGACGAAAUGAUUACAGAUUAUUUGCAAGCGAUGGAACAUUUUUUCAAUAAAUCUUUCUAGUAAAACCA